UGUCGUAGCUCCUUCUCCUGAACUUGGUCGUACUGAGAUUGUUUCCUAUGCGCGGUCAGUUUCUUGCCUUUUCCUGUAUUACCUCAAGCGUUCGACUUAACGCCUGCUUAUAUUUGUCAAUGACUCUUGCACACCCGUUUUAACUGCUUCUUAGCCCUAGAAGUGAGGAAGUGCCCCCAGAAACUGCAACACAGCGAUCCCCACAGUACCUUCCCUCCUGUUAACUUACUUACUAGCUUUACGUGUCUCUUUCUUUCCUUCCUGAGCAUCUCUGUAUCAGGGAACUUGCUUCGGACACUACAGAUGCUACUGUGCAGAACAAGACCAUUAGUUCGCAGAAAGCGAAGCCGAAGAAACCAUCUGCUAAGAAGAAGAAAACUGGAAGUCCAAGUGUUGCGCGUCGUCCUGCAGUUACUCUUGCAAAAACCGAUGUUCCAAUAUCGUCCCUUGAGAUCCCUACUGGACAUCCUUUGCCAACCGAAUCGGCGAAUCCUGACUCUGGAAAUCUUAAUGGCCUCGGUGUCAAUUUGCAGACAACAACACUUCAGC
Linum tenue is the source of this 549-nucleotide messenger RNA. The record is from the annotation of a GenBank genome assembly. NCBI's taxonomy places the organism in Eukaryota, Viridiplantae, Streptophyta, Magnoliopsida, Malpighiales, Linaceae.